AUGGAAAAUCAGAUAGCUCGUACAAAGAAAACACCCUGUAGAUCUACCGAAGGCAAGGCUCCAAGAAAGCAGCUUGUUACCAAGGUGGCCCGUAAAUCUGCCCCAACAACUGGAGGAGUUAAGAAGCCUUACAGGUACAUGCCUGAAACUGUUGCUCUUCGUGAAAUCCGUGAGUGCCUGAAGAGUACCGAGCUGUUGAUAAAAAAAGUGCCAUUCCAAAGGCUUGUUCGUGUGAUUGCACACAACUUCAAGAUUGAUUUGCGUUUUCAGGGUCAUGGUAUGUUGGCCUUACAUGAAGAAGUCGAGGCAUACAUGGUUGGAUUGUUUGCAGAUGCAAAUUUGUGCGCCAUUCACGCCAAGCGUGUUGUAAUCAGGUCUAGGGAUAUCCAGUUUGCUAAAAGAAUUAGGGGAGAAAGAGCUUAA
Molecule: messenger RNA, 423 nt
Organism: Lycium barbarum (goji berry)
Lineage: Eukaryota; Viridiplantae; Streptophyta; Magnoliopsida; Solanales; Solanaceae
Product: histone H3.3-like
Exons: 2
Coding region: 1-423 (140 amino acids)
Cellular component (GO): nucleosome
Molecular function (GO): DNA binding; structural constituent of chromatin; protein heterodimerization activity
Source: RefSeq, a predicted model, not a curated record